UAAAAGAUGGCGAUUCGGACGGGCAGCGAGCAGUGAUUUGUUUUGGUCCGGUAGCGAAAUUUGCGUGAUUUUCUCCCGCGGAACGGAGCCCGAAAAGAGUAAAAAUUGCGUCAAAGCAUGAACUAGCGCUUACCUGUUUGAGUCGCAGCAACAGCAAGCCGAAAAUGUCCCGCGCCAAGUCACGAAUCCAGGCGGAAACCUGCGGCGAUUGUGGCUGCUCAGAUCCCUCCUGGGCUUCGAUCAACCGAGGCAUUUUGCUGUGUGCGGACUGCUGCUCGAUUCAUCGUAGCCUCGGGCGCCACAUAUCCCAUGUCAAAUCCCUACGCCAGGGAAGCUGGUCUCCGUCGGUUCUAACGUUCGUUAAUCAGCUCAACAGUCACGGGGCCAACAGCGUUUGGGAGCACCUGUUAUUGGACUCGGUUGCACCGAAAAAUCUGAAACGAAAGCCAACGGCCAAGGAUCCGCUCCAUCCAACCAAGGCAGAUUUCAUCCGUGCCAAACAUGUCAAUCUUUCGUACGUACUGAAGCCAACUCUAGACGAAGGAGUGAAUUUGGAAGUGGAACUGAGCAAACAGUUGCACGCCAGCGUUCGAUCUGGCAAUUUGGAAACCAGCUUGAGACUGUUGGUUCAGGGUGCCGAUCCUAAUUUCUUCCACGAUGAGAAAGGAUCCACACCGCUACAUGUAUCUGCCCGGUCGGGGCAACUAUUGCAAAUGGAACUGCUAUUGGUGUACGGGGCGGACGUGAAUGCACUCGAUUCCCAGGGAAACACUCCCCUGGACGUGGCGAAAGCUUGCAAGCAGACCGCCAUCACCGAGCGGUUGGUAGAGGCUAUGUACGAAGUUACGGAUCGUUUGAGCUAUUUCCUAACGGGAAAGAAACCGGAUCAUGCGUCCGGCCAUCACCUGCUCAUUCCAGACCAAUCGAAGAAGGAAAUCAGCGAACAGUUGAAAAUUGCCCGAGGAAAGCUGCAGUUGGUUCCGAAUCGAAUGUUCGAAGAACUGGUGAUGGAUUUGUACGAUGAAGUGGACCGCCGGGAAACGGAAGCCAUCUGGGCUACCAGUUCGCUUAAUCCGGAGAUCGGUGCCGUGCCGUUUCUUCCCACGAAUCCUCAUCUGAGUGCUACAAGAAAUCAGGGUCGUCAAAAGUUGGCCCGCUUCAGCCAGCAGGAAUUUUCCGGGCUGAUUAGUGAUGUCCUGAUCGAUGCCCGCCGUCGUCAGAAUAUGGCCAACCUGCGUCCGAUUGAUUCCGCUCCGCUAUCGGUAACGUUGGCGCAGCUGAAGAACACGGCCAGCGUCACGGGCACCGCCGCCAGGGAAUCGAACCUCUCGGACGAUGAACCGCUGUACGAUGCGGUUGCAUCCGACGAUGAUUACGCCGCGUUGGCACCGGUGGCGCAACAGGCACUGGUAAACAAGUCACCACCCAGUGUUGUCUCGAACGUCGAAGUCGAAACCCUCCGGCAGAAGCUGCAGGACCAAGAAUCGACCAUAAACGAGCUUCGCGAGUUGAUACAAAAGCUGGCCAGCGAAAACAACCAACUCAAGUCCCACAUAGACUCUAAGGAAUAUGAUGUGCAAUUACGAAUCGACGGUCACCUAAACGGAUCCUCCGUGGGCGAUCCAGAGGAAGUGGAACCAGUAUCCGACGGUCGCCAGUACUAUAAACGCCCGGCAAGUAUGUACGAAGCAAGGCAGCUACCGCGGGACGAAAAUCGUCCUCCGAUCACCCAAAGCCUAUACUCGAUGACUCCGUUGGCCAACAACAAUAACACCCCGGCCGGCGGUGCCAGCAUGAACACCAGUGCCGGCUCGGAUCUAAACACCUCUGGCGCCACAUCUGUAGGCGGUAGCCAAGCGCAGCUACCUUUGUUCGAUGAAGUUAAAAAACGUACCGAUUUGGUGGCCAGACGCAUCAAAGAACUGUUCGCCUCGAUGCAAGACCUCUCCAAAACGGAUGCAUUUGUAUUGUGUGCCGAACGGAUACGGGUGGCGGUGGCUGAACUGAUUGCCAUCUUCCCGGCGACGAUGCGCGAGGAGACUCUCCGGAAUGCACUCAAACAGUUAAACUAUAACACCAAUCUGAUCCAGACUGAAUGCGCCCGGCUGCAACGAUCGUUCGCCGAGGAUAGUAGCCAGUCGGUGCUGUCCGAUAGCAUUAAGCAGAACAUGGAGCAGGUUCGGGGUUGUGCGUACGAUUUGGCCAUGUCGACCAAAAUUUUGAUUACACAUUUCCAACAAUCCUAAUCCUAGUUGGAAAGAACGGUGGAACAAGAUUUCCUAGCACGACAAAUACCACGAUAUUUAUGAAGGACCAAUUAGCAUGCGCUACUGCAACAUUAGCAAUCUAGACAAAGACAAUCGAACAUUUUCUUUUGUUCUACAAACUCAACAAUAUUUCGUACCCAGACAUACUAGCAUACAGUAAUUAUUGAAGCAAAGAAAAAACAAGUAUUUUUACAGUGUCACUACAUACUCUGGAUAACAGUGUUGUUUGCCGAAUGUGCCAAAUUACCUUUUUUUUUUUGUUUAACUAGCAAAGUAUUUUUUUAACAAUAUUCUACGGAAACUACAUUUUUACUACCAAUGUAUUUAAUGAUUAUAUAAUUAUGAAUUUUAAUUUUUAACUGAAUGUAUCGUCUUAGUAUAGAUAACUUAUUUGUUUUUAAAACCCGUUGGAUUCACGAGAGCACGCAUACUAACGUCAAUCAAAUCCAUUCAAGUGUUGUAUCUGUGAAGACCACCGUAUAAACGUGAGAGAACUAUCAAAGUAACCAUCAAGCUUGCUAGUUCACCUUUUUUGUUCAAAUAUAAGACUGACUUACGGCUAAUAUAGAGCUGUCAAAGCUUUAUAUUAACCGUAUAUCCGCUUUAUAUUGCAAAAAAGGCAAAUUAACGGGCUUGUUGAUUACUUGGGUAGGUCCUUAAAAUGUGUGAGUAUUUUUUAACGUGCAGUGUGGUUUCGUAAUUUAAGCCCAGUUUAUAGAAAUGACAAACAAUAUUAAACUUCAACUAGCGACAAUAAAUGUUUACUACUCAUAA
Ochlerotatus camptorhynchus is the source of this 3041-nucleotide messenger RNA. RefSeq names its product ARF GTPase-activating protein GIT1 (gene Git). The record is from RefSeq and is a predicted model, not a curated record. The coding region runs from base 165 to 2246 and encodes 693 amino acids. Gene Ontology annotation, molecular function: GTPase activator activity; small GTPase binding. Lineage: Eukaryota; Metazoa; Arthropoda; Insecta; Diptera; Culicidae. Gene Ontology annotation, biological process: regulation of G protein-coupled receptor signaling pathway; synaptic vesicle recycling; regulation of ARF protein signal transduction. Gene Ontology annotation, cellular component: synapse. The transcript is spliced from 6 exons.